AUGAGGCAAAGCAAGGAAGAGUUUGAUAGCCUUUCUAAAAGUGAGAUGAAAGAAUUGGAAGAUGUACUACGAAGCAGUGAAGAGGAAAGAAGACGGCUAGAAAUGGAACGUGGGAAGGAAGAAGAACUGUUCAGUCGUGCUUUAGCUGUGACGAACGAGAGCGAAAAGACAGAUCAGAAACGAGAAGGUUUAACUGCCACAUCAUCGUCGCGCACUGAAGCGACACCUUUGGUCACCAAAAAUGCAGAACUAAAAGCUACAUCCGAAGGAGCGGCAUCAAAGUCAUCAAACACCGUAGAAGGUUCUGAGACGGUUGGGUCCGCGGGAAGCGCUGAUUCGAAACCAUCCAGAGCAGCUACAGCGAAGAAAGAUCGACGCGAAAGCACAGGAGAGCGACCUCCGACAAUGAACACCUUAGCUCCUUCCGAAAGAGAUCGACGUGCAAGCGUAGGUGACAAAAGUCCAACGACAAAGACGUCAGCACCACCUGAGAAGACACCGCCAAGAACCAGGGGCAAUGGACGUCCACCUACAGCAAAGCGAGGAAACACUCCAAGUGGUGGUGUUGGUGAAAGAGCUGCGUUGAAAAGUGUGAAGGAUAGGCGUCCCUCAGCAAUGAGUUUUAGCCGUCUACAGAAGCUCGGAAGCCGAAAGAGGACGAUCUCGUCAAUACGAGCGCUAGAGCGAAAACUGAAGCAGAGCUGGAAGAAGGAGGGAAUUCUCGCCCUGCUUCGAGAACCAAAUCGUCUGAACUCUGCCACUAUUCGUAGCCGUGAAGAAUACCUUCGAAUGCAACGGGAUCGCCUUCUCGCUAUGAAAGCCAACGAACGCGAGAAGCAGAUGAACUUUUAUCAACGUGCAGCUCAAGAGCGACCUCGUACCGCCCGAGCCGCAAGAGGUCUGAUGCGAGGAAGUCGAGGCGGAAUUGGCACAGACGACGUUCUGGCUGCCCGUCGUGCAAUCGUUGAUCAGCUAAAAACGGAGAUCGAAGAGUCAUCGACUUCGUGA
Molecule: messenger RNA, 1008 nt
Organism: Ostertagia ostertagi
Lineage: Eukaryota; Metazoa; Nematoda; Chromadorea; Rhabditida; Trichostrongylidae
Source: the annotation of a GenBank genome assembly